UACAAACAGGUUUGAAGAUGGCUUUUCAGCCAUUAAGGGAUGUAGUUCUUUUGCAGUGUUCUAAUGUUAUUUUUCUCUUCCUAGAAUGCCUAAAUCAAAGGAACUUGUGUCGUCAAGCUCAUCUGCCAGUGAUUCAGAUAGUGAAGUUGACAAAAAGGCAAAGAGGAAAACGCAAGCAGCUCCAGAAAAGCCUGUAAAGAAACAAAAGACUGGUGAAAGUUCAAAAGGUGCUGCAGCUUCUUCUAAGCAAAGCAGUACCACAGAUGAAAAUAUGUUUCAGAUUGGCAAAAUGAGAUAUGUCAGCGUUCGUGACUUUAAAGGGAAAGUUUUAAUUGAUAUUAGAGAAUAUUGGAUGGAUCAAGAAGGUGAAAUGAAGCCUGGCAGAAAAGGUAUUUCUUUAAAUCCAGAACAGUGGAACCAGCUGAAGGAACAGAUUUCUGAUAUUGAUGAUGCAGUAAGAAAACUGUAAAGAGAGCCAUACAGAAACAUUUAUCACUUCGGUUGUCCUAAGCAGUCCUUUAGCAUUGGCUUUAGUUUUAUAAAACAUUGUUUUCCAAGCUAUUGUAUAUUUGGAUUGCAAAACAAUUUGUAAGAUGAAUACUUUUUUUAUGUGCAUUAAAAGUGUAUUUUAAGUGAGGCUAUUUGUGUGUACUUUACUAAAAGGUAAUGUGUUGCAUUUGCCUCAUGGUGUAAAAUAAAUAAUAUGCAAAGGA
Molecule: messenger RNA, 713 nt
Organism: Neopsephotus bourkii (Bourke's parrot)
Lineage: Eukaryota; Metazoa; Chordata; Aves; Psittaciformes; Psittacidae
Product: activated RNA polymerase II transcriptional coactivator p15-like
Exons: 4
Coding region: 86-469 (127 amino acids)
Biological process (GO): positive regulation of transcription initiation by RNA polymerase II
Cellular component (GO): transcription regulator complex; nucleus
Molecular function (GO): transcription coactivator activity; DNA binding
Source: RefSeq, a predicted model, not a curated record